Messenger RNA from Spirodela intermedia, 510 nucleotides. Lineage: Eukaryota; Viridiplantae; Streptophyta; Magnoliopsida; Alismatales; Araceae. The record is from the annotation of a GenBank genome assembly.
AUGGCGGAGGAGCAGUGCCAGUCUCCGCCGGAGUGUCCUCGCCUUUGCGCGAACAACUGUGGGUUCUUCGGCAGCUCUGCGACCCUCGACCUCUGCUCCAAAUGCUACCGCGACCACCACCUGAAGGCCGAGCAGGAUGCCUCCGCCAAGAUGGCGGUGGAGAAGUCUUUCCUUCCCUCAGCCUCCGCCCUGGACGUGGACCCAUCCCCAUCACUCCCAUCUCUGUCCAAGCCAAAGGUAGAGCUCUCCUCGACAUCAGAGCCGCCGUCCGAGGCGGCGCCACUUGCGGACGUCGCCGCAGCUCCGUCGAAGAAGGCGGGGCGGUGCACGGAGUGCUCGAAGAGGGCUGGACUAACGGGAUUCAAGUGUCGAUGCGGGCACACCUUCUGUGGUUCCCACAGGUACCCUGAGCAGCACAGUUGCGAGUUCGACUUCAAGUCUGCCGGCAGGGAAGCCAUCGCCCGAGCAAAUCCCGUCGUCAAGGCCGACAAGCUCCUGGACAAGAUCUGA